AUGAGAAUCGCCGAGUUAUCGACGCCGGAGCUCCGGCAAGGCCACGCCGACUCGCAAUCGCAUUUUCAGUCGCAUCAACAUCUACUCUCCCAAAUUGAGUCCUCCAUCAAACAAACCGAGAAUCUCUCCCCUGACAAGCUUCCGCCGGACACAAUCUCCGCCGAUCUCCGCCGAUUCUCGACUCAGCUGAGUCAACUGGCUCCCUUCCCCAACUCACUCAAGCUCCUCAUCUGGAAGCUCAGCUACCGCCUCUGGAACGCCUGCGUCGACCUCUCCAACGCCUCCUCUCUCCGGUCUCUGCCUCCCUCCAAAGCCGAAGACCACGCCAAGCUCCGCCACGUCGCCUCCGACCUCCUAUUCCUUGCCAGCGACGUCUCAGGCGUUCCUUCCCCGGCGAUCAAGUCCGCCUCCUUCUACCUCAAGACCGGCCUAAUUUGGCACGAUCUCCGAAGCUUCGACCUCGCUUCCUUAUGCUUCGAGCGAGCCACCGAUAUCGUCUCGAAGAUCGACAUCGACAAACUCUCCGAUGACGGAGAGAGAAAGCUUCUGCUGGACUUGAACAUUGCGAGAUCCAAAACCGCAUGGGAGAUUCGGGACCGAAAUCUCGCGAUUGCGUUGCUGAACCGGGCCAAGGGAUUGAUAUUCGGGACACCGGACCACCACAAAGCACUCGCGAACCAGUACUUGGCGUUCGGAAAGACCGCGCUGGCCAAGAGCGAGGAGAGUCAGGAUCUAAACGACGCGUUGAAGCUCAUGAACGAGGCUCUGGAUCUGUACGAAAAGGGAUUGCGUGAGGCGAGAACACGCCAAGAGACCGUGGACCUCAAGGAUCUGAGGUCGAAGACGCUCCGGUUCAUCUCGGCCCUCCAUUUGCAGAAGAACGAAUUCGAGAGCGUGAUCAAGUGCGUGAGGGUGUUGAGAGAGGAAUGCGAAAGUGGGGACCACCAUCCGAGCCUUUCGGUUCUGGCGAUGAAGGCCUGGUUGGGGUUAGGGAAGUACGGCGAGGCCGAGAAAGAGCUCAGGGGCAUGGUCGUAAAUAAGGGGAUUCCUGAGGGUGUUUGGGUGUCGGCUGUGGAGGCUUAUUUUCAGGCAGCUGGGACGGCCGGAGCAGAGACGGCAAAGGGAGUGUUUUUGGGCCUGUUAGGGCGGUGCCACGUUAGUGCCAGCUCGGCGGUUAGGGUGGCCCACCGAGUGAUAGGUGACGUCAGCGAGGGGUCAAGAGUUAGGGCCAAAGUGGUGGCGGAGCUCGUGUCAGACAAUAGAGUCGUGGCACUCUUCAAUGGUGAAGGGGCUGCCAAGCAGAGAACAGCAAUGCAUGCGGUGCUUUGGAAUUGUGGUGCAGAGCAUUUCCGAUCAAAAGAUUAUGAAACGAGUACAGAAAUGUUUGAGAAAGCGAUGCUUUAUAUCCCAUUUGACAUUGAAAGUAGAAUUCUCAGAGCCAAGGGAUUUAGAGUUUUGUGUCUCUGCCACCUGGGUCUGUCCAAGCUUGAUCAAGCACACGAGUACAUUAACGAGGCCGAAAAGCUUGAUCCUAACAUAGCUUCAGCUUUCCUAAAGUUUAAGAUUUAUCUGCAGAAGAAAGACCAGAAUGGUGCUAUUGAUCAGAUUCAGGCAAUGGCUACCUGCCUUGAUUUCACCCCAGACUUUCUCUCUCUUGCAGCCCAUGAAGCCGUUGCUUGCCGUGCUCUUGCUGUUGCUGUUGCCUCUCUAUCCAAUCUGCUGAACUUUUAUGCUCCGGGAAAGUCCAUGCCAGCUACUGAAGUUGUAGUUCUACGCACCUUGGUCACAAUCCUUACUCAAGAACCUGGGAAUGAGCUUGAAGCCCUCAAGUUUGUUAAGCGUGUUCAUAACCGGGCAUCUGAGCUCGGGUCUGAUUGCUUUUUCGGAACAGGGGAUGUCGGAAGACGAGAAAGGAAUUGGUUUGCUGUGACUUCAUGGAACUUGGGGACCAAAACUGGAAAGGAGAAAAAUUAUGAGUUGUGUGGCGAAUUAUUGAGACUGGCAUCUGAAUUUUAUGGUCUUCUGGCUGAUGGGCAAGCAGAAGAAAACAUGGUCUGCAAAUCAUUGAUACUGAGUGUAUCUGCAAUUAUAGCUUCAGAGAAUCAGAGAAAGACCACAUUGUCUGAAAGUGAAGUGAAACAAGCUCUAGAGCUUCUAGAUAGAGCAGGGAAGAUACUAAAGUCAAUCUUACCUGGGACUCAACUUAAUGGUGAUCAUCAACUCACCACCACUGAGCCUGAUCUUUACUUCAUCUACACCAUUUGUGCCUAUGAUAUCCAUGGAAGGCUCAAUGACUCAGGAUCACAACUAAAACUUGUCCAGAAAUUUACCAGUUCAAAGGCUUGCAACCCCAAGCACCUCCUUCAGAUUGGCAUCAGCGCUUCACAAGGCCCGCGAACCAAUCAUGAAGUAGCCACCUUUGCUCUAAACGAAUGCCUUUCAGCUUUCCUCUCUUCCUCAUCACCAGACUACCAAAAUGUGGCUCUCGUCGUUCGAAGGCUCAUUGGAGUAACGAGCAUUCACAAGGGGGAUACAGAUGAUGAGGCUGUUUACGGAAUGUACAAGCAAGCUUACAGAGUUAUGGUGGGACUAAAGGACGGCGAGUAUCCAACCGAAGAGGGAAAAUGGCUGGCGAUGACAGCAUGGAACAGAGCAUCACUGGCUGUGAGGCUUGGGCAGAUUGAUGUGGCCAGGAAAUGGAUGGAUGUGGGUUUGCAACUUGCUAAGCAUGUUCCUGGAAUGGAGACUUACAGGGCAUGCAUGGAGGAUUUUAUUAAUGACUUUGAAAAGAGAUUUUGUGCCCAAAUGAUGGUGAAAGAAAAAUAGACUCCGCUAGGAGUAUAAUAUAAUGCGUGCAGCUUGUAUAGAAGAUGGUAGACAUUAUUGUAAAGAAAAUUAUGGGUGCAUACAAACCUAAGACUAAAGAAAAAUUAUGGGUAAAGAAAAUUAUGUCCCUGCAGCUAAUCACAAUUAGACAAGCCUAAGACUAAUCACGA
Molecule: messenger RNA, 2996 nt
Organism: Prunus dulcis (almond)
Lineage: Eukaryota; Viridiplantae; Streptophyta; Magnoliopsida; Rosales; Rosaceae
Product: TPR repeat-containing protein ZIP4
Exons: 5
Coding region: 1-2826 (941 amino acids)
Biological process (GO): regulation of synaptonemal complex assembly; meiotic cell cycle
Molecular function (GO): protein binding
Source: RefSeq, a predicted model, not a curated record